Messenger RNA from Photinus pyralis (common eastern firefly), 2875 nucleotides. RefSeq lists its product as uncharacterized. Bases 1 to 1998 code for a protein of 665 amino acids. Lineage: Eukaryota; Metazoa; Arthropoda; Insecta; Coleoptera; Lampyridae. The transcript is spliced from 5 exons. The record is from RefSeq and is a predicted model, not a curated record.
AUGCGAAAAUCGAUGAAUGUAAUUUUGCUCUCAGAUGGUCAAUGUAUUCGGUGCAGUACACCUUCAACCACAAUAGAGAAGAAAAAUUUUGGUUCGCCUAUAAGUAAUCGCUUAACUAUAAAGUUAGAAGAAAAGCAUAAUAGAGUCGAGAAAAUUUCGAACAAGAAUAAUCGGUUGCUCGCUUCCGGCGAGGAACUGGGAUCUUCGACGGCGGUGACCUUUGUAAACUCGGAAUAUCCUCAGAUGUGCGAUUACGGUAAUUACAAAGAGAGCAAUCAACUGCUACCAAACGGAAUUACUGGCAAAUAUAAAGAAACUGUCACAAAUUCCGGUAUUUUAUCUCCAAGGCAACGGAAUCGUAUUCGAACUAAUCCAUGGGUGCCGGCUAAUAAUUUAAGUCCAGGAAGUAGUUGUAUCGGGCUGACUCAUCGACAGGACUGCACCAAAUCACCCGUUCUGAAAAGCUCGACGUCUCCUCGGUAUUGCAUAUCAAAAACACAGGCCUCGAUAGAGAGAGCGUCAAGAAGUAGACAGUCUUUAUCAUCAUCCUCAUGUUCCUCUCUCAGCACAACUGGCAGUGUUAACUGGGACCUUAGUUUGGCCAGGAAUAAUUCAAAGAUCGCAAGCGACGAGGAUGAGGACUGUACACUCAAUGAGAUGAUGGGAAAGUACGACGAAAGCUACGUUUACGAGAAAGAGACUGAUAUUUUAAGCGAUAGUGACGCUACAGAUUGUGAAACUGACAUAGACACAGGACAAGGAAGUAAUGGCGAUUCGGACUUAAUACAACGCGAGUUGGACUUCAUAGACAACGGGUCAUAUUUGGAAUUCAAUAUGGAUAUCAAAAACUCGAGGAACACGGGUCAUUGCACUUACCAUAAUUACGACAUUCAAAAGAAGAACUCUCGGAGGCGAAUUUCGCGAAGAUCGCAAAAACAAGAAAUGCAUUACCAGGUGUCCGUGUCUAAACAAACAAAUGAAAGGCGAAGACGUUCAAGUUCGUCCAAGAAAAAAAUUAACGUAAUGGAAUGCGUUUUCAAUCAUCCCCCACAGCAUACCGGGUCACGAAGCGCCGGGACGACUCCUCUUUCGGCAAGACGUAUAAGCCAACCAGUAUCAAAGCUGAUUGCCGAUGACAAUCUACGCAGAAGAAGCAAUUCGGUAACCUUCAACACAAACUCGGUCCAUAUGAUAAACCAAAAGGACAAAGAAGCCGAUAAGAAGUACAGAGAGCUAAUAAAUGAAGCCGACCGCUUACUCACCACCAUGAAGUCGAACAUUUUGUCACCAAGAAGAAUGCCGGUACCUCCCAAUAAACGAGUCGAGUUACUUCGAAAUGCCGAAUCUUCCAAGUCGGACGCUUUCAUAAAAAGUAGACUGAUCGAUGACACCGCAAAUAUGCAUGUAUCACGAAUUCCGUCCAAUAAUUUUAAUUCUUCUAGAUUUAGUCCUGUAAAAACUCACGUCACUAAUUUCAUAAGUCAUAAUUCGCCUGUGUUAAUGAAGAAAGACAUGUGCGAAUCGUCUUUACCGAAUCGAUGGAUUCCUUCGAAAUCCACCAUGAGCUCAACUGAUGAAAUUCCCCUCCACCACGUGGAAAUGACACUUCGAAAACACACAAAGUAUAGAAAAAGAUCAAACAAAACUACAACACCGCGCCCAUACAACCAAAACAGUAGCAGUAGUUCUGAUUCGGAAGGUGGCCGAAAUGCAAGGCAUUGUUGUCCACACAGUGAGCCGUUAAAAAGGAAAGCCUAUAGUGACCCAUGUAAAAUAAUCGGUUGUAGUACAAACGACAACGCGACGAAAACCACUACUUCUCCUUCACGAUUUCCACCUAACGGCACAAAAGGAAACAACCACAGCAGUUCCGAAAAUUUACGGCAACAAGUACUGCUCAAUACUUUGGCGAAUUUAAAACGUAAUUUGGAAAGUCAGUCCGCCUCUCUUCGGAGGGUAUAUAGAAGCUCGAAUAGUAUACGCAUGACUGAUCACUGAAUCUCGAGUUGACCUAAAGGUAUAACUACUCUGUUCUUAGGCGGUGGCGGAACUAUUUUUCUAUGCACUAUGAGUUGGGAUAGAUAGCUUGCCAUGUAACCGAGCUUUUUGUAAUUUGGACUAGAUUACUUUCCAUUGUGAAAUGACACCCUUGUAGGCACCAUAGAAAAGAAACAUCACAUCAAGUAAACAUUAUUUAUAGCUUACCUUUUUUACACACAAUUGAAUGUAGCUUUUAGCAAAACCGUAUAUUGGAUUUUUUUAAACCUUGUCAAUCCAUUCCAUGGUCAAGUUUACGAUCAAUUACAAAUGGGAAACCCAUUUUGUUUAGUUUUUAAACAAAAACUACCUACAUAUGAUGGCUUUACAGUUUCAGAAAACGCAACAAUGGCGGGAACAUAAACUAAACAACCAUUUAGUCUCACAAACGCUAGACUUAAGGAUGGCGGACAUUUUUGGAAUCGGCUGUGAAGAAACUUAUUUCAUUCCGAAUUUUCAACAAGGGAACAUUAGCUUUAUACGGAAGCCUAUGAGGGCCAUAAAGUUUAUUAUUUUUAUAACUUUGAGAUGAAACUUAGAAUCCGAGUUGCUCCUUUGAAUUCCCAAAAGCAAUUCAGAAUAUCAAGAUUUUAGAAAGAAAAUCUACAAAAAAUUUAAUUACUGUGCCAACAUUGUCAGGAAUAAAUAUGUUUUUUUCGCAAUAACAAAACCAAUAUUCAUUCCUUGAAAAGGGGAUGAAAACACGAAGAAUGGAUUGUUCCAUCUGGAUUCCUAAUAAUAGAGAUUUAUUGCCCAACAGAACGGCAUAUUCCAAUUACAGGACAAUACAUAAUUAACAGAUAACGCGCAAUUAUUUAGUGUACUUUAUUAGAAAAAA